AUGUAAAUUUUUGUUAAAACCUUAACUGGAAAAACUAUUACAUUAGACGUAGAAGCUUCUGAUUCAAUUGAAAACGUAAAAGCCAAGAUUUAAGAUAAGGAAGGUAUUCCUCCAGAUUAAUAAAGAUUAAUUUUCGCAGGAAAAUAAUUAGAAGAUGGAAGAACACUUUCAGAUUACAAUAUUUAAAAGGAGUCAACUCUCCAUUUAGUUUUAAGAUUAAGAGGCGGAGCAAUGGAACCUACUAUUGCGGCUCUAGCAAAAAAAUAUAAUUGUGAAAAAAAAGUAUGCAGAGAUUGUUAUGCAAGAUUACCCCCUAAAGCAACUAAUUGCAGAAAGAGAAAAUGCGGACAUUCUAAUUAAUUAAGAAUGAAAAAGAAACCAAAAGAGUGA
This is a messenger RNA of Ichthyophthirius multifiliis, 390 nucleotides long. Its product is annotated as ubiquitin, putative. Lineage: Eukaryota; Ciliophora; Oligohymenophorea; Hymenostomatida. The transcript has a single exon. Gene Ontology annotation, biological process: translation; modification-dependent protein catabolic process; protein ubiquitination. Gene Ontology annotation, molecular function: ubiquitin protein ligase binding; protein tag activity; structural constituent of ribosome. The record is from RefSeq and is a predicted model, not a curated record. Gene Ontology annotation, cellular component: nucleus; ribosome; cytoplasm.